AUGUUUUUCCAGUAUUACCUCAAAAAGCAGGGGGACCGGGUCUAUACGGUGAAGAAACUUGACCCUAUGGGACAACAGACCUGCUCCACACAUCCCGUUCACUUCUCCCCAGAUGACAAAUAUUCUCGACACCAAAUCACCAUCAAUAAACGCUUCAAGGUGCUCAUGACCCAGCAACCGCGCCCCAUUCUCUGA
Balaenoptera musculus (blue whale) is the source of this 195-nucleotide messenger RNA. Its product is annotated as H/ACA ribonucleoprotein complex subunit 3-like. The record is from RefSeq and is a predicted model, not a curated record. Gene Ontology annotation, cellular component: box H/ACA telomerase RNP complex; box H/ACA snoRNP complex. The coding region runs from base 1 to 195 and encodes 64 amino acids. Gene Ontology annotation, biological process: snRNA pseudouridine synthesis; rRNA pseudouridine synthesis; ribosome biogenesis. Lineage: Eukaryota; Metazoa; Chordata; Mammalia; Artiodactyla; Balaenopteridae. Gene Ontology annotation, molecular function: box H/ACA snoRNA binding; telomerase RNA binding. The transcript has a single exon.